AUGCUUUUCUCAUGGAUUACAGUAAAACAAAGCCUUAAGGAUGUGGGUUUUCAAGCUGUGGAUGUGUUCACCACUGGUAAAAGGGAUGGAUUCAGAAGAACAAUCCUUCUCCUCCUCAUCUGUAGCAUCUCCAGCCUCCUGCUCAGCUCCUUGCUCCUCCUGUACCUCCUCUUCGCUCUGGACUAUGAGCUAGCAGUGGCUGGGGGGAUUGCCGCCUGCUUUGGGACACUGCUGACUGUUGCCCUCUUCCUAUCAAAGAGAGUAAGGUGUUUAGGGACUCUUUUUGUUAUAUCCAUUUUCAUGAAAAAGAGUAGGAACUUGCUGUUAACUGCUGGAACCAGUUUAGUGGUUCUUAAGAACAUCCGUAACACUCUGGAGAACCUCUCGCUGCUGGUCAGGAGUAUGAUUUGCAACCUGAAGGCAAAAAAAGCCUCCAUCAUUGCUCCAUUUACUAACUAUGUUCAGAUGUUGAAGUGGAUCGGAGACAUGCUCAAAGGGGUUACAAACCUGGGAGUAGUGAGACUUGACUCCCAGCUCAACGUCUCUCCAAGACUGGAAUCAGAAGAAUUCAGGCAGAGGCUCGCAGGAGCAGAGCAGAAGCUCAACGAGACUGUUAAAUAUGCACAGGCCCUGAUGAAUACAGUGAGCUCAGUGACCGACAGGAUGUUUCCUGCCAUCAGCUUCCUCGUGCUCAUGAUGUUUAUAGGAUUGCACAUAAAAAAAUACUGCAGAGACAUGAAAUACAAAAAUAGGUUUAUCAGCAGCAAGUUUGUUCAUUUUGAUGAGAAGCAGAAGGCGGAAGGAAAAUCCCACGUCCUUCCCCUCACGGCAGAGGAGGAGCAGCUGUACACCUUCAUUCCCUCCGCCCGUCCCACAACAAGAGAAGGGAAAGCUAUGGUGAAAUUUGGAAUUCCAGUUGUCUCCCACUUUGUAGCUUGGGUCAUAUUCAUAACUGUGGACGCCUUGCUGUACUGUUUUGUUGACAUUGUUACAACAAGGUUAUCAGAGCUGGAGCCAUUCCAUGUCCCUUUGUUAAUGAGCAUCAAAGGGAUUGCAACUUUAAUUGGAAUGCCUCUUGGACAGGAAAAUCAUGAAAAAGACUUUUCCUACUCUGUGACUCUGUUUGAGAAGCAGUGCCUCCCCAAACCCAAGUUGUUGCUAUAUAGUUCUGUAAUUCCACUGACUGCCAUCCUGCUCACCCUGCUUGUUAUGGCUCUGAUGGCAACCAAAGUCUCCCAGCUAAGGUUGAUGGUCUGUGAACAGUUCUUCCCCUCUGCUGCAGAGGAGAGAGUGGAGUACCUCCACGGCAAAAUCCUGAGGAAAAGAUUCAAAAUGAGAAAGGAGAAAAAUGACUGCAGCCUCAGGUCAUUUAUUACCAAGCCAUAUUUCUGGUUCCCGCUACUGUUUCAUCCCAAAGAGGAUCCACAAAGUAUCCUGUGA
Molecule: messenger RNA, 1440 nt
Organism: Pelmatolapia mariae (spotted tilapia)
Lineage: Eukaryota; Metazoa; Chordata; Actinopteri; Cichliformes; Cichlidae
Product: dendritic cell-specific transmembrane protein
Exons: 3
Coding region: 1-1440 (479 amino acids)
Cellular component (GO): membrane
Source: RefSeq, a predicted model, not a curated record